AGUCGUUUGACGUCACCUCAUCCUCGGGCACGGGCCGCUGAGCUUGGCCUGGCCUGGGUACUAUAACAUUGAUUGCCAAUGGAGUGCUUACAUAUUGUUUAGAACAUGGAAGAUCCAGGAUUCAUAGAGAAAAGUCCCCCUGAGCCGUUCCAUACACCAAGUGACGAGACCAAUAAUGACAACCCUCUUGGGAGCUUGGAUAACAAUGACAUAAUGAAUUGUGAGAACAGUGAGGCUGGAUCUUCUGCUGGGCCAGAAGUGCCUCCACUGGUUUUUGCAGGUGACCGAGGGGAAACACCUAAUCUGGAAAACGAAAGUGAUACAGUCAUAUUGGAAGGAGAAGGUGGUAUAGGUAAUACAAAUCAGAGUAACAAUGGAGAAUCAAUAUUGGUGCCAGACAAAAUGGCAGAUCGUUUAGAAACAUCAAGAGAUGCCGAAACAAUUUCUACAGAUGUGUCAUGUCCCGAAAUAUCUGUUGGAGAAACUGAUUUACAUAGAGGCAAUUCAGAAAGCAAUAUAUGUGAAAAUGACAGACUCGGAGGGGAUGAAACGUCUAUACAGUACUCAGAAUCCGAUGGAACAGAUCAUGAAGAGACUAAUCACACUGAUAAUAACAAUACAAACUGCAAUGGAAUUAUGGAUGGUGUUGCAAGUGUUGAAGGGAGGAAUGAACCAACCAAGACGUCAGACCUUGAAAGUGAACAGAAUGUAAAUCCUCAGCCAAAGAGUUUGUUGCAAUCCAGUUCUGUUUUCAAUGAACGAAUUAGUAGUGAUGGCGGGAGUGUAGAAAUAGCAGAAGAGGCAGAAGAGGAGUGUAGUGUCAAUGAUAACAUUGGUGACAGGAUAAGUCCUCCUCUGGAUGAUGGCAAUAACUCGGAAAACAAUAUCCAACAUUCCAAAGAAGUCUCAACAUCUUCCUCUUUAACUGUAGAAACUAAAGAUACACUUGAAUCUUUGCCAGCAGUUGAAAGCUCCGUUCUUGUUUCCCACCCGAACGACUCUCAGUCUACACUGAUACCGACUAAUGAAGAACCAGCUCUGAACCGUCCUAGCUUUGAUAGCAAUGGGGACAAUGCAAAGUCAGUUUUGCCCAAUGGCUCAGAACUCACACAGAGCAAUGUCAAGACUGCUGCCGAUGUUGAGGAUGAUUUGCUUUCAGAGUUGGCUGCUGAGCUAGAUGAAGUUGUUCCAGAGCAGAAAGUUUGUGAUGUUGCGGUUUCCGAAGAUCUUCCAAGUAGUGAGAUGGAGAGUAGUACUCAGGGAGAUGGGGAUUCUUUUGAUGUGGGCGAUGACAUCAUGAAGAUGAGGAGACUUGUUGGAGAGUGGAAGAAGAAGUACUGUCAUGCUGAAGCAAAGUUGCAAAGCCUCCAAGCUACUGCUACUGCUAAAGCUCAUCAAGAUGAUGUUAUCAAAGAGGAACGUGCAAAGGUGGCAGAGGAAAUCAAGAAGGAGACGGAAGCAGUAAGGAAAGUACAUCUUCUCCGGAUACAAGAGCUUGAGAAAGAAGUAGAACAGAGGAAGAAAGAGAAUGCUGCUGCAAGGGAUCGUCAGAUAUCACAUGACACAGCAGCUAAGAAAGCUAUCAACAAAUUACAACAUGAGAUGAUUCAAAGAGUUGACCAGGUGAAGCGUAUGUACGAGGAUGCUGUCAAGGAGAAAGAGAAUAUGGUCAUCCGCUAUGCCAAGAGUGAGAAAGAAAAUCUUGAUUUGAAGAAAGCUAAAGAAGAAGUAGAGAAGAAGAGGAGAGAUGCCGGUCAGGGGUUAGAGGUCAUAGCAUCUCAUAAUAAACAACUCAAAGCAGAAAGGACCAAACUUAUAGGAGAUUUGGAUAACAAGGACAUGGAGAUUGCCAAGUUGCAGAAGGAGAAGGAAGAGAUGCAGGAUGACGUAUCAUCAGUUGGUAUCAAGGUCAAAUGGGCUCAGAAUAAACUCAAAACUGAACUAGAAAGCCAUAAGGAAACCAAGUUGAAGCUGACUAAGACAGAGCAGAGACUGCAGGAAGCGAAGGAAGAGACAGAACAAAUCAGAAAAAAUUGUCAAGAAAUGAUUCGUACAUACCAGGAAUCUGAGGAGAUCCGAUCUAAUUCGCUUGAUAUACAACUCAAGGAGAAGGAAGAAGAACUCAAAUUACAUUUUCAAGAAAAAGAGGAUCACAUGGAGUUGCAUAAUACACGUUUAAAAGAACUGACUGCGCUGAAGAAGGCACAUCAUGAUACUUUAGCAGAAUUGGACUCGUUAAAAGUCAAGGCUACCUGUCUUGAAGAUGAGAGACAGCACACUGAGAGUUUACUAGCUCAGUUCAAAGGUUUACUCAACUCACAGAAAGAAGAGAAUAGGAAGCUUACCAGGCAGAUGGAUGAACUCAAAUCACUCAAGAGACAACUAGAUGAAUCCAAGGAGAAUGUUGAAGUGCUGGAGAAGACGAUUGCCUCCAGGAAAGAAGAUGAGAAGGACCUGGAGUCAGAGCUUGGGAGGAGUAGAGAGAAGGAAUCUGAGCUCCUGCAGUUUACAGAGAGAAUGACAGCAAAGAAUGCAGCUCUUCAUUCUGAUAAUAAUCUACUUAGUGCUAAGGUUGAUAAGCUGAGUGAAGAAUGCAGAAAGUUAACAUCACAGUUAGAAGAAUCAAAUUCACAGAACUCUCAGCUGACUGCUGACCUAAAUCAAGAGAAGCAGUAUCGUGAGAGAGAGGCCGCUCUCCUAUCGGCUCGGCUCAGUGAGAAGACCAAAACGCUAGAUCAGGUCAAAGUUCAACUAGAUGAUGCCAAAGAUGAGAUGAAGACACUCAAGAGAAAGAAUGCUGCUAAUCUCAAGGACCUUACUCGUCAGCUGCAUCUUGCUAAGAAGAGGAUAGAAUCCCUUGAGAGUGAUGGUAGUGGUGCUCCUGUCAACAAAGACACCUUCAGCUCCGAGUCUAGGACCAGCUCCACAGGAUCCCUGGAUACCUUGGGAAACAGCGCCCUCAAUGGUGGUACUGUGAACAUCUCAUCGGGCAGCAGCGGUGGAGGUAGUGUCGGUAGACAGGAAGACUCUCCUCAAUCAAGCCAGGACCACACAGUAGCGAUAGCAGGGGGUAAUGACUUCCCUGGUAUUGACAAGGCCAUGCUGGUAGAUAGGAUUGUCAGGCUUCAGAAACAGAUGCAGAGGAAAGCAGAGAAAAUUGAAUUUCUUCAGGAACACAAUAGCCAGCUCAUUGAAGAAUUACAGAAGAAAUCGAAGAUCAUUCAACAGUACAUUAUGAGGGAGGAGGCAGGUGCUCUCGUACCAGCCGUUAGUGAUGCAAACAAACAAAAACUUGUGCGGAAAACCAUGGCACAAAUGUCCAAACAGAGUGGGAUUAUGGCCUCUGUAUACCGGUCACAUUCAGUUGACCCCAACAUGACCCUUGACCUUUCACUAGAGAUCAAUCGCAAACUUCAAGCAGUACUAGAGGACACCCUCCUCAAAAAUAUCACACUCAAGGAAAAUAUUGACACCUUAGGCCAAGAGAUAGCAAGACUAUCUGAGGAAGCACAGUUCACCUCAAGGAAGCGACAAAACAAUAGUCGGAUAAAAUGAUUAUGAUUUCUUUCUUCAAAUGUAAAGAAAUAGCGGCUAGUGA
This is a messenger RNA of Lytechinus variegatus (green sea urchin), 3598 nucleotides long. It is a transcript of the gene ccdc186, whose product is annotated as coiled-coil domain-containing protein 186-like. The coding region runs from base 106 to 3555 and encodes 1149 amino acids. Gene Ontology annotation, cellular component: trans-Golgi network. The transcript is spliced from 19 exons. NCBI's taxonomy places the organism in Eukaryota, Metazoa, Echinodermata, Echinoidea, Temnopleuroida, Toxopneustidae. Gene Ontology annotation, molecular function: small GTPase binding. The record is from RefSeq and is a predicted model, not a curated record. Gene Ontology annotation, biological process: vesicle cytoskeletal trafficking.